AUGUCUGACAGGAAGCAGGAAGGCCCUGGUGCCAGGAAGCCAGCAUGCAUGCUGUGUCACCGCGUAGAGGCUGACCCGGACGCCUGUGGUGACAAAGUGGAGAAGGGCGGGCUCUGUGCCCACGUCUUUUGCCUGUUUUUCGCCACUCUGCUUUUUCGCCAAGAGGAGCAUCCUGUUGGACUCAUGGGCUUUCUCCCUCGAGAUAUCCAAAUUGCAGUGUGGAGGGCAGCACAGAAGAGAAAGAAGAACAACACCUGGAGCAGGCCUUGGCAUUCCUGGCAGACAGCUGCCAUGUCUGACAGGAAGCAGGAGGGCCCUGGUGCCAGGGAGGCAGCAUGCAUGCUGUGUCACCGUGUGGAGGCUGAGCCGGACACCUGUGGUGACAAAGUGGAGAAGGGCGGGCUCUUUGCCCACGUCUUUUGCAUGGUGCGUGGCUGCGGGUCCUAUUGCCCCGAGCACCGUCCAGAGCAGGAGGUCCGGGCAACUCCAGAGCCGGGCACCGAUUGCCCCAUCUGCAUGGAGCCUGUGGAGGAUAGAAAGACCUUUGAAACCAUGGUGUGUCCAACGUGUAAAAGAGCCUGGUUCCACAGGGACUGCACCCAGGGACAGGCCAUGCGCGCUGGUGCUUUAUUCUUCCAGUGCCCCCUCUGCAGAGACAGUGGGGAAUUCGCUGUGGAAAUGUUCUUCAUGGGGAUCAGAGUCCCCUUCAGACAGCCAACAUGGGAGGACAACGAUGCCUUUGCUGAUCUAAGAGAGAGGCACAGCAUGUGCAAUGCCAGGGAAUGCCUUUACCCUGGAGGAAGGGAGGAGGCAGAGCAUGAGGGGGCCUGGCAAUUGCUCCUGUGCUCCUCCUGUGCUGCUGAGGGCACCCACAGGCGCUGCUCUGGCCUGAGAAACAAGACAUACAUAUGGGAGUGUGACAGCUGUGCUGGUCUUGGAACGUCAGGGCCUGCCAAGGAGCGACUCGCCCCCUAUGCUUGCGCCUGCUUGGCAGCAAUGGCCCAUGAAUUUCCCCACCUGUCGGCCAAAUGA
Molecule: messenger RNA, 1032 nt
Organism: Passer montanus (Eurasian tree sparrow)
Lineage: Eukaryota; Metazoa; Chordata; Aves; Passeriformes; Passeridae
Product: PHD finger protein 7-like
Exons: 10
Coding region: 1-1032 (343 amino acids)
Cellular component (GO): nucleus
Source: RefSeq, a predicted model, not a curated record